Molecule: messenger RNA, 378 nt
Organism: Babesia bigemina
Lineage: Eukaryota; Apicomplexa; Aconoidasida; Piroplasmida; Babesiidae
Exons: 1
Coding region: 1-378 (125 amino acids)
Source: RefSeq, a predicted model, not a curated record
AUGGGAUUUUUGAGUGGUGUGCUUGAGGCGGUGAAAAACACUCAGACAUACAAUGUCGGUAAAAAUACAUUACAAAACUUGGUAAGUAAUGAAAUUAACAAUCAUCUUUGCUCAGGGCACGAGGGCUUUAAAAGGCUUUUCGAAAAGUUGCCCAAGGAAAUCGAGAAGUAUAACAGGGACGUGAAAAAACAGAAUGAUGAUAUCACAGCCAAGAUAAACAAUUUAGAGAUGCAGUUAAAUACCAUGAAUGAUAAGGUAAGUAAAGUUUUAGAAAAUGAUGCUGUUUCAGGUACAACCAAGAAAUCCGUGCAGGCUGUGACGUACAGUGAGGAGCACCUGGAAACCCCUGUGAUACAUAUUCAGGCAGAACCUUCGUGA